This is a messenger RNA of Marmota monax (woodchuck), 1673 nucleotides long. It is a transcript of the gene Sys1, whose product is annotated as SYS1 golgi trafficking protein. NCBI's taxonomy places the organism in Eukaryota, Metazoa, Chordata, Mammalia, Rodentia, Sciuridae. Gene Ontology annotation, cellular component: trans-Golgi network; Golgi membrane. The record is from RefSeq and is a predicted model, not a curated record. The coding region runs from base 214 to 684 and encodes 156 amino acids. Gene Ontology annotation, biological process: protein localization to Golgi apparatus; Golgi to endosome transport; Golgi to plasma membrane protein transport. The transcript has 4 exons.
GCCCCUCGGGUCGCUGGAUCUUUGCCUCUCUAGGCCGUAGGGCCUCUCCUCCAUGGUUCUGUCUGUCAGUCGGGUUUCGGGAGCCUGCCGAUGAGGCCACGCCACGCGCGGAUGCUUCAUCCUUGAGUCCGUCACCGGUGGUGGGGCGGCCCGGGGCCCAUGGCGCGGCGGUGCUGACAGAGGCGCGGGCGGCGGCCGGGCCGGAGGGCCGGCAUGGCGGGCCAGUUCCGCAGCUACGUGUGGGACCCGUUGCUGAUCCUGUCGCAGAUCGUCCUCAUGCAGACUGUCUAUUACGGCUCGCUGGGCCUGUGGCUGGCGCUGGUGGACGCGCUAGUGCGAAGCAGCCCCUCGCUGGACCAGAUGUUCGACGCUGAGAUCCUGGGCUUUUCUACCCCUCCAGGCCGGCUGUCCAUGAUGUCCUUCAUCCUCAACGCUCUCACCUGUGCCCUGGGCUUGCUGUACUUCAUCCGGCGAGGGAAGCAGUGUCUGGAUUUCACUGUCACUGUCCAUUUCUUUCACCUCCUGGGCUGCUGGUUCUACAGCUCCCGUUUCCCCUCGGCGCUGACCUGGUGGCUGGUCCAAGCCGUGUGCAUUGCACUCAUGGCUGUCAUCGGGGAGUACCUGUGCAUGCGGACGGAGCUCAAGGAGAUCCCCCUCAACUCAGCCCCUAAAUCCAAUGUCUAGAAUUGGGCCCUUUGGACACUCUACUGGCACUUGGGCUCCCCAACUUGGGCUAGUCAGACCUUCUGGAUGAGGUCCAGCCCAGGUCUGAGAGGAACCCUGGAAAUGUGAAGUCUCUGUUGGUGGAGAGAUAGUGAGGUCCCAUCAAGAAGGCAGGUAGCAGUCAGGAUCACAGCUGCAAGAAUGGCCUCUAUCUGCUGAAGCCUUGGUAUCUGAGAGGUCUGGAAGGGGACCUCUUUGAGGGUCAUAUCAGAUUUGGAACCAUGUCAUUCUUGAGCCAUCACACCUGUCACCAGCCUAUUGUUUUAAAAAAGAAAAAAAAAAUCAAGGAUAUCUGAUUGGAACAAACCACUCUUCUAGUCAUCUGUCUUACCCCUGGACAGCUAUUACCUUUGCCAUGUUGCGGAACUACAGUGAUUCUUUUUAGAGCAACAGAUUUCUGGAGCCAUAGCCACAGAAAGAGAUCUAGUGCAAAGUACUAUGCUACUGUCAGGGAGAGGGCGGCAGACACAGACAUCAAGCGCAAGGAGAAUGCAAAGCCUGUGCCCUGUUACACACAUACAUGUGUGCACCCAAGAACCCAUGAUUAAUUUCCUUCAAGUUCCCACUCCUGGGUCCCCACCCUGAUGCCAGCCUUCCUCAAAGCAGGUCAUAGGACCCAGAGAAGAAUCCCAUCAUCACUUCCAGUCUAACCCUCGUAUUGGGGUCACUGCCUGCUCUCUAGGAAUGACCAGGUUCCCAAGCACCUACUGGAUCUCGGUACUGGCAAGAGUUCCUUUUUCCUGUAUUAUUUGGAAUUCUCUGGUGGGAAGGGCAUGGUGGGUGCCCAGCUUUAGGAAGCCCAACUUUCUAGCCCAGGCUAUGCUGAUAGUGCUGAGGCAGAUAAAAAUUUGCUGCUAAGAUUUUUCUUUGGGGGUAGAAUUUCCUGUGAGGGGCUUGCAGCUCUCCUUCCUGUGUACAGAAAUACAGUAUUUUCCAUGGUUCCGUCUGUA